This is a messenger RNA of Paramecium octaurelia, 231 nucleotides long. NCBI's taxonomy places the organism in Eukaryota, Ciliophora, Oligohymenophorea, Peniculida, Parameciidae. The record is from the annotation of a GenBank genome assembly.
AUGCAAAACAAUCACUUGUAUUUUAAUAAAGAUCACCUCUUUGACAGAAGAAAUUUAAAUUUUGAAUUAUUAAAUGAUUUAAAAGUGAUUAACUAUCUAAAUUUAAAUGUAUUAAUUUUUCCUAUAUUAUAGACAAGAACUUAGCGGUGCCAUCUAAUAAUUAGAAGAAAGGAAUCUAAAGUCAACAAUCUAAAGUCAACUAUGAACUCUAAAUUCUCAAAAAGAAAAUGA